Messenger RNA from Mytilus californianus (California mussel), 1305 nucleotides. RefSeq lists its product as uncharacterized. Gene Ontology annotation, biological process: sleep; regulation of synaptic transmission, cholinergic; positive regulation of voltage-gated potassium channel activity. Lineage: Eukaryota; Metazoa; Mollusca; Bivalvia; Mytilida; Mytilidae. The coding region runs from base 392 to 805 and encodes 137 amino acids. The transcript is spliced from 3 exons. The record is from RefSeq and is a predicted model, not a curated record.
UUUAUAUUUCCUGGGGUCGCAAGUUUCCGCUUGCAGAGGAGAAAUCAAAUAACAUAGCGACAACACAAUCAUUUAGUAUCGUUGCUAGCAACACAUAAAGUAGACAGUAAUUACAUUGGAGAAAAUACAGAAUCAUUAGAAGUGUUGAAGUAGCUAAUCUAACGAAUAGAAUAAAUAACACUUAGUUCCUCCAAUGUAUAGACGUUACUAUUGCUUUUCUGUGCUAAUCUACCAAAUGGAAUAAAUAAAGGAUACUCCUACCACUGCAAAAUCUAUGAUCGUGGCUAAAGAGUGAAUGAAUAGUUUAAUGUGUGUUUUGUCAUAGGGAUUUCAGGAUAUCAACUAAAUGGUAAUGCAUUGAAGAACUAGGAGGACAAUUUUAAGAAAUGAAAUGAUAUUGGACUUUUCACUUCACUUUGGAUUAAUUGGAUUCAUGUCUUUAGCAGUUUCAGUGGCUGGAUUGAAGUGUUUUAACUGUGAAAACCACGUUAACCCUGCCUGUGGGGUUUAUUUCAAGGCAUAUCAGUUCAAAGCCGAUCAAUGUCCGGGAACAGAUGUAAAAUGUGCCUUGCAACGACAAACUGACAAAGACGGAUGGAUAGGAAUUGUCCGUGUAUGUUAUCAGCAUGGAUCUUUGCCAGGAAUAAAUGAAACUAAUGGAUGCAAAAAUUGGACUAAUGAUAUGAUGGGAUAUACAGCCUAUUACUGUUUUUGUGAUACAGAUUAUUGCAAUUCUUCAUUAAUCAACUCAGGUUUAGUAAAAGUUGUCAUGGUUUUAAUGUUGAUGAUAUGGAUAGUCAGCUAACUGCCAAACGCAUAGGGUAUUUGAUAGUUACAUCUUGGAAAUGCCUUUUUCUCCGGAAUACUUAUUGAACGUUAGUCUCUAAAUACCUAGUAAUCUAUCUAGAACAAUACAUUAUACCAAAAACGACACUUUCUGAAAUACUGUCAGAUUUUUUCGUGACCUCAUCUUGGUAUGAAUGUUGCACAAAUUGAUCACUCAUAUGUUUAAACAUGAAUUGUUAUCUUUUGAUAAUUGAAAUUGUCAAUGAAUGGAAAUCUGUCAUGUUUUAAUCUUAUCUGUCUCAUAUGUAACGUAUUCUAUAUAAAAAAAGGGUAUACAAGAGGGAUAAAGAAUUUAUUACUUUUGACAUUUUAUUUAUUCAUUUCGAUUGACGUAUGAACAUUAUAUUGUGUCUUAUACUGUCACUUGCUUACCUCGGAUGAUCGACACACACCAAAUGCUGAUCAUUGUAAUGGUUUUACUUUUUUUUUUACUACAAUAAAGCUGACACGUAUUCUACA